AGGAAGGUGUGAUUCUGAGAGAUGAACAGAAGAUACUGUUACAAGGAUUUGCUGCCAUUUGUGGUGCUUAUUGCCAAUGAAUGCAACAACACAGGCUUGUUCACUCUCUUCAAAGCAGCAUCUCUAGAAGGGAUGAGUAACUUUGUCUUCGUGACCUAUGCUUAUACUGUUGCAACUGUUGUACUCCUUCCAAUUACUUUUUUCUAUAGAAGAUCAAGAGCGGUUCCUCCACUCAGUUUCUCCAUCUUAUCCAAGAUUGCUCUUCUUGGGCUGAUAGGGUGUUCAUCUCAGAUUCUUGGGUAUGCUGGCAUCAGUUAUAGUUCUCCAACACUUUCCUCUGCAAUCAGCAACCUAACUCCAGCUUUUACCUUCAUGCUUGCUGUCAUAUGCAGGAUGGAAAAGAUAGCUGUAAAAAAGAGAACAACCCAAGGCAAGAUUUUGGGCAGCAUUGUAUCAAUAUCAGGUGCAUUUAUUGUGACUUUCUACAAAGGCCCAUCAAUCAUCAUUGCUGAUAAUUCCAUUUCCAUUCACCUUCCACAAUCAAAUGGCAUUCUUACUUCAGUGGAUAUAAAUUGGGCCAUUGGGGGCCUUCUGCUGACAGGUUGCAAUAUACUACUUACUAUAUGGUUCGUUUUCCAGGUCGAAAUCUUGAAGGAGUUCCCGGAUGAACUAACUAUGGUCUUCUUUUACAACUUGUGUGCAGCCUUUGUUGCUGCAGUUGUAGGUUUAUUAGGAGAGAAAAAUACAAGUGCUUGGAAAAUAAGACUAGAUAUAUCAUUGAUCUCCAUUGUUUGCACUGGAAUAUUUAACAAGUUCCUGAGUAGUGCAAUAUAUGCAUGGGGAAUACACUUAAAGGGGCCUGUAUAUGUAGCAAUGUUCAAGCCACUCUCAAUUGUUAUUGCAGUUGUCAUGGGUGUUAUGUUCCUUGGUGAUACUCUAUAUAUUGGAAGUGUAAUUGGAGCCACAAUAAUAUCAAUUGGAUUUUAUACUGUGAUGUGGGGCAAAGCAACAGAAGAAAAGGAAGAGGAGGAGGACGAUGUUGGUAGCCAGGAAUCACCAACUACUGAGAAUGUUCCUCUCCUGCAAAGCUCUAAAACUGUAAAUUUUACAAAGAACAUAGAUGGAAGUGUAUAGAGGAUGGAAUCACCAACUACAGUGAAGUGAGAUGUGCUUCUUGCGAGCAACAAAACUGUGAAUUCUAAAUAGAAAAUAGAUGGAAAUGUAUAGAAGACAAAUAUAAACUGUUUGCGCCUCGAGUCUUGACAUUAUAGAAAAUCAUGUUAGAGACCAUUUUUUGUCACAGAACAGCAUAGUGCUAUGAGGGUUAACACCUUGGUUUCAUUGUUUCAUAAGUACCCAAGUUGUUACAUACCACUUUGCAGGACAGUGUAUGGAAGAUUUCAGAAGUGGUUCACUGGAUUUAGGACAAUGAAUGGAAAAUGGGAAUGCAUUUAGUAAGUUUUUUGUUGUGUCCAUUCAUCAACAAGCAAGGUUGGUGAAAACAUCAUUUUCUCUUGUUUUCAAGUCAUCAGGCACUGCUGUAGUUAUGGAAUGUGUUGUGAAAAUAUCUGAAGUUGCCUUAGUGGCAGUGCUGCAUGUAUCUGCAGAAAAUGGUACUCAAAAUUUCAAAUUUAGUGCUUAUCUAAACUUUCAUAAAAGAGUUUGAUGAGCAAGAAAAUAUUAAGAGGCCAAAACAGGGGUUUGUCUAUUUCAUUUUUAUGCCAAAUGUCCAGUGAACUUCCAUGCAUAGGCAAUUAUUAAAGAGAUUGAAUUUCAAUUAUCCACACAGCUAACACACACACAACAUAUAUUUAUAUCAAGUUUUGUUAC
Abrus precatorius (Indian licorice) is the source of this 1830-nucleotide messenger RNA. Its product is annotated as WAT1-related protein At4g15540-like. Lineage: Eukaryota; Viridiplantae; Streptophyta; Magnoliopsida; Fabales; Fabaceae. The coding region runs from base 22 to 1134 and encodes 370 amino acids. The record is from RefSeq and is a predicted model, not a curated record. The transcript is spliced from 7 exons. Gene Ontology annotation, cellular component: plasma membrane. Gene Ontology annotation, molecular function: transmembrane transporter activity.